CGCCCCUAUUUGCAAAAGGUUAGGUGACUCUGGGUUGUUUUGAGAGAUGAGUUGAGUGUAAUGCUUUGCUAGCAUUCGCACCCAAAGUUCCCAUAGAGACAAACGGUCUCCAAAAUGUCGAGGUUACAGGAGCUGUACAGAAGGUAUUUAAGGUCCAGCUAUUAAAUGUGUUGACUGGUACCUUAACACAAAAGGCAUCUGUUAGGACAGGAUGCCAGAGAUGACCGACACUCAAUCGUCUGGUCGUAAAAGCAAGAGGAGGAAAAACAAAGAAACUCACAAUGCAGUUGAGAGACACAGGAAGGAGAAGAUUAAUGCUGGAAUUAACCGCAUUGGUAAUCUUCUGCCAUGCUCCCAGCCAAAUCAGAGUAAGAUCAUGAUCUUGGACCAGGCAUUUCGCUACAUAACUGAGCUGAAGAAGCAAAAUGACACAAUGCUUCUCGAGGGAGGAGAUAAAGUCCAAGCGGAGGAAAUACGUAGACUGCGACGGCAGUUGGAGGAACUUAGAAAGGAGAGCACUAGCUACAUUGAGCUCCUCAAAGCACAUGACAUUAACCAUCUCGAGGACCCCACUAUCCACUGGAAGGGAAAACAGCGCUGCGCUAAGGUGGCAAAGGUAAUGCCUACCCACCAGCUCCCAAAGGGGAUUAUUGUCUAUUCGAAUGGCAAUGUAAUGUGCCCAGCAGGGAUGGAGACUAGCCCAGGAAAACAGCCUUCGGAAACCUUAAUUCUUCAGCCACCAUCAGAGGUUAGUGGCAGGUUAAGGGUUAAUGGAACCCUGCUGCAAGUCAAUACUUCUUCUACCACCCCUGCCCUUCUACCCGGAUCGACUGUCACACCCGCCCAGUCAGUGCCAGGUUUGAGAGUCGUGGAGCAGUGUGUGGUUGAGACACCAGUUGCAGUCCCCUCUGUUUCUUACAUCACACUUCAGAUACCUACUGCCACCACAACCCUGGCACAGCAACCCCAAACUACUACCCCAGUCCAGACCCUCACAUUAGCAGCCACCUCAGCACCACAGCUCCCCAUUGAAAGACCUGCUUCACCCGUGUCCACCUGCCCCACAUUCAUCCAAACAGUAACCAGAACAACAGCCUCAGAGGUUUCCUCUUGUGUUGCCCAGGCCACUACCAUCAAGACUGUAAGUUACAGUGCUAUUCCCAACGGCCAAGCUCUUCUUAGGGCAGGGGCGGCGGGGAGCACGCAGACUACAUGGACAACACUGCAGAUGGCAGGGAACACAGUGCAGCCAGUCUGCCAGAGUCUUACCACACCAGAGCUCAGUAACACCACCCAGGCUGUUCAGCAGGUGACUUUGUGUCCAGUGGGCAACAAACAACACCCAAUUCAAAUACAGCUGCAACCAAAUGUCCCUAUCCAGCAAGCACCUAUCACAGCCCACAUUCAAGCACACCCCUUUCAGAGACCACCCCAGCUACAGCCAGCAAUCCUGAACCAGGCACAGCCUCAACCUGUCUUAGCCCCCCAGCCUCAAUGUACUGUCCUCCCCCAGUCAGUCAUAGUACCACAGUCUGCUGUGGUGGCCCAUCCUGCUGUUGUGACACAGGCCCAGCCUGCCAUACUUAAACCAGGGUCAUUGCUUCCCAGUCCUGCAACAGCCAUCAUCCCUCAGCCUCAGCCCAUCCCUCAGCCAGCCCUGGUACCCCUUCUCCAGACCAUGCAGGUGCUGCAGGUCAAGCCAAAUGGAACAGCCACCUCAGCUGUAACAGCACCACAGAACACUAUCAACCCAAGUGUGGUCAUCCUGCAGCAGCCAAGUUCUUGCCCAGCCCAGUCAGUUGUAAGGGAGGAAAUGGCAAAUCAGACACCCUGUCAGCAUAUUGUAAUCAUACAGGCAUCCAACCAGACUGCACCUGGUCCUCAGAAUUCUCAGGUUGGCAUUUUGCCUGCUGCCAUGCCCUCCGCAAUACCUCCUGUGUCUACUCAUGUAUCCACAACAAGCAGUUCAACAUCUGCUUCAUCUUUACAGAGUGUUGGCGGGAAGCAGCUGGUGCACAUCCUGCCACACCCUGUUCAACCUCAAGCAAACCAACCCCUACAGGUCACCCAGGCAUCAUCUUCUCUGUCAAUGCCUCCAGCACCACAAACUAUCACUGUGAAUGGCCAAGUGUUUGCUUUGCAGCCCAUGAAGACCUCUGACAAAACAAGCUCAAAGGGAAGCCAGAGUACACUCCAGCUGGUACAGCCCACCACCACGGAGGAACCAACUACUAAUGUGGCCCUUAAAAGUUUAGGGGCCCUCAGAAGUCUUAACCAGAGCAUCUCUCAGGGCCCCCCACUUACCAUUUCUAGCCAGAACAAUAGUCAGCCUCAAGCUGCUCAGCUGUCAGCAGUCCAGCAGCAGCAACCUACUGUUUCGGCACCUGUCCCUGUAACAUCAUUGGUUCUACCUGCCCAGCAGCUACAGGUCCCAGUCACAUCAGGGCGGGUGGUUACUGUCUCUAAACCUUCAAAAAAGAGGGUUCGCAUGGCUUCAAAUAUAAAGAGAGCUACAGCUAAAAGGAAUAAACCUGUCAAGGGAAAGGAGCUUGAUCAGGUGCAGCCUGCUGUUGUCGUUUCAGCCAAGCCUACGGCCGCUGCAGGGGAGACGCAGACAGUUCAAAUUCCAGUAUCUCAAUUUGUACAACCUUCUACUGUAAAACUCACAGACAGUCCCACCACUUGCACCACAGCUGUCACUACUGCAGAUGGCAGUGAAAUGACAGGAAAUAUCUCUUCUAUGCAAAACUCUAAGAAAAUCAUUGUCUCGAGUUCGUCUAGUGAGACAGUUGAAUUAGGUCAGUCCCAUUCACAAAGUAAAAGUUUUGUCAGCACAUCUCACAGUGAAGCUGUAUUCAGUCAUACUAACACUGGUGCUAUGGCAACUACAGUAACAACUGUAAAUGCCACAUCAGUGACGCCAUCAGUUAGUGCAGCUGUGGUCACAGAGAGUAAAUCAUCUGUAGUUUCUGACAAGUCAACUGUAACCAAAGUCUCAGUUGCAGAGGUUAAACAUCCAACCACCAGUACAGCAACUAGCACAACACAAAGCAAGUCAGCUUCUGCCACUACUGCUGUGUCAAGACAGAGCAGAUCUGUGGUCAGCUCUGCAGGUGCCACUGAGGCAGGGUACACCUCCAUCACAGUUUGCACUGCAAGUUUAUCUCCAGUUUGCACCACAAGUAUUACAACAACUGCACCCGUAUCUUUAAAUCAGGCCACCCAACCAACCACAAUGUGUCCUCCCCAGGGAUUGAAUACCCAAGCUCUCAUAUCCUGUUGUAAACCUCAGUCUCAGCCCACCACUUCAUCCCCUGUGGCACUGUCGUCACCUGCAACACAAUUUUCUGCAACCCAAAACUCCACUACAGCUCACUUAACAAGUUCAGAGUUUAGGAAAAGGAUCAGUGCCAGCAGAGCGCCAUCGCAACAGAGCAACACAAACAUGCCCAAUCCCUCCCCCUGCCAUCCUGUUGAGGUUAAACUGCAACAGGCCCCCAAAAGAGACAGAGAAACUCAGGAAGCGAAACACUCCAUAGUGGUGGAGAAAGAAGGCUUGGUGGCAGACACAUCUUCAAGAAAGGACUUUGCCCUCCCACAACAGGUAUAUACUAACCUUGACGAUCAAACUUUGGAGCACCCCAUGACAUCUAGCAGACAGGCAGAUUCUCCCACAUCAACAGGGGCUGGAGGAGGCAGAGGCUUCUCUGUGGCAUCCAUGCUUCCUCCGGGCCACAAUAUUAGUGCAUCGUCUGGCUCUUUUGGAACAUUUACAUUCACAUCUGAACAGGCAGAGAUGCUGGCUUUGGCCAUGCUAGAACAGGACAGCCCUGGGAGGAGGAGCGGAGGGUGCACUGGAGAUGGCACUUCUUUAUCAAACCCUUCAACAUCCUCAUGGGAGUCGUCUAAAACUCCACCAGUGUCUAGCAACAAAGAAAGAGGCUCAGCUGGCCAGCAGGCUAAAGUUGCUAAGCCCAUGGAUACAGUUGCAAUCCAGGUGUCUGUCAGAAGACCAGUUGGGGAGGCGGGGUCUGUCAGUGGUCCUAAUGCAAGCAGACAUCAACAAAACAUCUCAUACUCCCAGUCUCAGUCCCUCCCUCAGGUCCAGCCUCAGAGCUCAUCUCAGAGUGGCACAGUAGCAAGUCUCAGUGUCAACAACCUGAUAAGACCCAGCUCCAGUCAGCAGCAGUACCCGGGCUCUCCCAGUCUGGUUGGCCAACAGGGUUCGGUUCCAUCACCUGUGGGAACCUCAGCCCACAUAUCUCAACCUUCAAACAACACCCUGUCACCCUGCUCAGGUGCUGCUCAGCCCAAUGAAUACACACCACUGAAGUCUGCAUUAAUGAGGGCUCAGGCAGGAGUUGGUGUAGGUGAACGACAAGUGAAGAUUAUCUCCAAAAGGCAGGCCCAGGAGGCAGUGAUGGUUAACACUGGAAAACGAGCCAAGCCUUGUCCUCCAUCAGCUGCCCCAGUUAGCCACAUGGAUGUGAAAGUUCCCGAUCACAGCCAGAUGAUGGUUGGACAGCUGCUGCCCACCUCCUCUGGUGUCAUGACAAGGCUUAAUCCAGAAAGUGGAGGACCCCUCUUCUCCACAAACUCUUUCAUGAGCCCAGUAGUGCGGCCCACAGAUGGCCACUGUCCUCCUCAAGGACCUCCUGAGCAGAAUCAGCCAGGCGUGCUUCAUCUGCCUCAGGGUCAUCCACAGCAUUCUGCCUCCCAGCCUGGCCAACAUCUGGGUGGGAACCUCUACAUGAAACAGCAGCAGCAAGAGCAGCAGAGACACCAUCUGUAUCAUUUGCAACACCACCUGACACACCCUGACCCUGCACAACGCCACUCACUACACCAGAGGGCGCUUCAGCAGCAGCAGCAGCAGCAGCAAGAGCAGCAGCAGCAUGUCCAGAAGAAGCGGGGACUUGUCAGGGGCAAUCAAACUGGUUCACCUGCAGGCCUCCAACAGAAGCCACAUCAUCUAGAUAAAUCUGGAAUUCAGCAGCAGCAGCAGCAACAGCAGCACUCCCAUCAACAGCAACAAACGCAACAUCAGCAGCACACGCAGCAGCAGCAGCCGUCACAGCAGCAUCCACAGCAGUCACACCAACAAUCACAGCAGCAUCAACAGCCAUCACAACACCAACAGUCUCAUCCCCAACAGCACCAACAGCAGACACUUCAACCACAGACGCAGCAUCAACAGCACCAACAGCAGCAGCAGCAGUUACAGCAGCAGCAGCAGCAGCAGCAGAGCUCCCAUGCCAGACACCAGCAGCAUCUUCAGCAGCAGAUCCAGCAGCAACAGCACUUUAGACACCAGGAGAAGAGCUGUGAAGCCCAGACAGCAGGAUCCAGGGCCCACCACAGCAAUCACCUGGCUCAGCAGGAGCACCUCAAGACUGGUCAGGACCACGGUGCGAUGCAGAGGAUGAUGGGCUCGAGGACACUGGAGCAACAGCUCAUCUCUCCUCCCAGCAAUCCCGUGUCCCGUUCGUCCGACCUGGCGUGCGCACCGUCGCGCCAGGAGCGCCAUCGCGUUUCCAAUUACUCUGCGGAGGCGCUCAUCGGGAAAAGCUCCAGCAGUGGUGAACAGCAGCAGCGCAUGGGUCUUCACCUUCAGCCCGGCCACGGUGCCACCCAGGAGCAGCAGGAGCUCUGUGGUUACCUGGACACAUCGCGAGGGAAGGCUAAUAUCGCUCACAACCCACAGACCCGCCUGCCUUCAGAUCACCCGGGGUCAGCUGAUGUUCAGCGGGUCUCAGAGUGUCCACCCUUCAAGCCUAUGGGCGGAGGAGCUCAUCAGCUCAGUGGUUUUGAGGUCCAGGUAUCACGUGGGAGUGACAUGGCACCAAAGUCAGUGCCUUCAUCUCAGAGAGGCCCUCAGGGGCAGCAGCAGGGGGGGUUCAGGAUGAACGUGGGUCCUCCAGCAGACGGCAGAAAUCGUGGUGGCUACAGUGGAGCCCAUCCUGGUUCACAAGGACUACAGGUGGGCCCGCCAUUGCCCCGGGAACAAGAAGGUUGUCACCAAGGUUUCAUGCAAAGCCUUCUUUCUCCCCACCUUCCUGAGCAGAGCAACCACCAGCGAGCGGUGCAGUGCUGUCCAUCGGUCAGCAUGGAGUACAGCUGCGUGCCUGGAAGCUCUUCAAUUGACCUACAGGCCAAAACCUCCAGCCCCAGUGUUCCACCCACGCAGAAGGCUCCGGCUAUGCGGCUCGGGGAGGGCAACAAGGGCCAUAUUUCUCAGGUUAGCAGUAACAUGCAUGGAGGCCCAGUCAUGCGAGCAGGUCUCCCCCACCCUCCAACCCCGCACAGCAGCUCUGAGCCAGGCCGCUCCUCUGCCCCCUCCAGACCACCGACUGCUGUCAGCCAGCACUCUCGCCACAUCGGCCGGGACACUCAGCCCACCAAGCUGAGGCCUGGAGACCGGCCGCGGUCUGGUGCUCUGAGACCAAGCAACCCUUUCGAGUCUGAGGGCCACUUGCCUCUGCCCUCUGGAGGAGGGGUGCUGCUGAGCCGCCCGCAGUCUGGGGGCGAGGCACGACGCAGCACCAUUGUUCGCUUUAUGGCAGAAGGUGCUCAGGUACCGAGUGAAAACAACCUGGUUUCUGAACAACACAUAACACAGAACUUUGGGUUUCCUUUUAUCCCCGAAGGAGGAAUGAAUCCUCCGCCUCCCAUCAAUGCUAACUCCACAUUCAUCCCUCCUGUGAGCCAGUCCAACACCUCCCGUACACCCUCCCUUCUGCCCGUGGAACCCCAGAACACUUUACCCUCCUUCUACCCCUCCUAUUCUCCAGCGGCCCACCCCAGCCUUCCCAGCGACGUCACCCUUCAAUACUUUCCCAACCAAAUGUUUACCAGCCCAAGUGCCGACAAAGGCAGCGCUCCUCCUCCUCUCAACAACCGCUUUGGCUCCAUCCUUUCCCCGCCGCGCCCUGUGGGUUUUGGUCAGGCUAGCUUCUCCCUGCUCCCAGAUAUGCCCCCGAUGCCUAUUGCCAACACAUCGGGAAUCACCCCUCACAUAUCCAACUUCAGCCUCACGUCCCUGUUCCCCGAAAUCGCCACCGGCAUGCCCACUGACGGCUCAGCGAUGCCCAUGUCUCCCCUGCUGUCGCUCUCCAACACCUCGUCUGCCGACUCGAGCAAGCAGCCCAUUCGUCCUGCCCACAACAUCAGCCACAUUCUGGGCCACGACGGCAGCUCGGCUGUGUGAGCAGAGCGCCCUCAGCUUAUUAAUGAAUUAAUGUUCUUUUAAGCCGGGUGUGAAACCCUGCACGUCACGUCACAGACAGUUUCUAGGUUGAUAUCACACUUCAAGCCCACGUGGGGGGUAAUUUUGGUCAUUUACAUGUUCAUAUGAUUUCAAUCAAGUAUUUUCUCUUUGUACAUUUGAGGUUAUAAUUUGUAAUAUUUAGAUUUUUAUGGUUUGAAAUGUUGGUCAAACCCACCAGUGUAGUAAAACAAACAUGUAGGAGGUUUAGCUCUUGAAUUCAGUGUUUUCUGGGUCAUGGAGAGAACCCUCUGCACACUCACAGAUGUAAUUUACUAACUUAUAUCAGGUUAGAUUGUACAGAAUCUGUUUGUUUUUCCCCAAGAGAUAUUUUGUAAAUACCAGUGUUUCAUAUCAGAAUUGCUAGAUUAUGUAUGUAUUUGUAAAUACAAAAAAAUAUUAAUAAAGUUUAUAAGAAGACUUGG
Messenger RNA from Solea senegalensis (Senegalese sole), 7689 nucleotides. Its product is annotated as basic helix-loop-helix domain-containing protein USF3. The record is from RefSeq and is a predicted model, not a curated record. The coding region runs from base 212 to 7207 and encodes 2331 amino acids. The transcript has 7 exons. Gene Ontology annotation, molecular function: protein dimerization activity. NCBI's taxonomy places the organism in Eukaryota, Metazoa, Chordata, Actinopteri, Pleuronectiformes, Soleidae.